Ornithodoros turicata is the source of this 1703-nucleotide messenger RNA. RefSeq lists its product as uncharacterized. The coding region runs from base 26 to 1387 and encodes 453 amino acids. NCBI's taxonomy places the organism in Eukaryota, Metazoa, Arthropoda, Arachnida, Ixodida, Argasidae. The record is from RefSeq and is a predicted model, not a curated record. The transcript has 2 exons.
UGGCCUCCUAGGAGGCUAUGGCCUGAUGACGUCGUCACAUCUACCGGAAGCACGAAGGAACGAAGAAGAAGAAGAAGAAGAUGCAUCGCGCCAGAACCGCUUCGUACCUGUAGCCAGCCUGGAACCACCCUACCAUACUGUCACAAUGAGUGCAACAUCGAAGUCAUGCAUCGAAGACGUACGAGCAUCCCGCCUGGUACGAAUGGGACAAUAUGCCCUCGUAACACUACUCUCAGCUCUAAUGAUCAUGGCUACACUGUUCAGUGCUCUGAUGAGACAGCCAGCUGAACGUGAACCGCUUCAGCAGGCCAGACGGCUCGGCUAUCCGUCCUGCGUGGUCGAUGAACCGGACGACAAACCCAUCAUCUGCAUGUACGAGCAGUCCCGAAUUUCGCACUACUUUCGGGUCAGCAAAAUCCCAGCUCACAUUUGCAGACACGUCGUAUUCUGCUGCGUGCAGACUCAUAACCGAAAAUUCACGGUUGAGGACACCCAGCAGGCCAUGGACUUCGGAUCCCUCCUGGGGCGCCACAUGCCCAGCGCCCGAGGCUACUUGGGAAUCGGCGGCCGCGACGUGGACUACGACGCGCUCAACCUCGAACUUCAAAGCGGGCGCGCCGUAACCGUCUUCAUCGAGAGAUGUAUUACCCUUUCCCUAAACGCCAAACUCGGCGGUGGCAUAGCGUACUUCAUCCCUGACUUCUCGAGAUUUCGGCCCAGAGUGUCGUUCGAGGCGCUCGUCAUGGACACCGCCGUCGCCUUGGCCACCAAAGAAGACCAAAGGGUAAUCGUCGUCUUACCAGAAAGCGCGGGUGAUGUGGUUCGCUACUUUCACCCGGGCAUUUUUAGGUUCCCUAAUAUAUACACCGUCGUCCUCAGUCACGAAAUGGAUCCGAGGUACAGAAGUCCUCCGGUUGCGGCAUGCGCCACCCCGUAUUCCGCGCCUACCCUGGGCAGGUCCCUGGAAGCGGCGUACCGGGACAUGAAAGCGCAUUACCGGAACUAUUGGCAGACCGUGGAACCUGGUCUCCUGUUCAGUUUCUCUUUGGCCUGGUACCAGUUCUUACUUCCCUAUCCGAACGCGUCUGAUGGAGCACCGGCCCGCUACGUCAGGGCCUUGCCGUAUAGAGAUAUCUGCCAUAACUUCGGACACCGGGCGUACGAGACGCACGUCGAUCCAGUGACGGAUUGCGUAGUAGUACGAGACGGGCAGCAGCUGUAUUCCGGCUUUGGACUGUCCAGCGGAGAGAAGUUCCUCAGGAAGUACCGGAGAAUUCGCGGUAUCGCCGUGUUUGAUAUUGAUAUGGACGAUUUUGAUGGGAAAUGUGAACACUACAAUCACCCACUUCUACAGGGGUUAGCUGACGAGCUUGCCGAGGACCCUUAGAUAUAAAUGGGUGGAUAUUGCGAUAGCAGUAUAUAUUGUAAUAAAUUGUGAGUCUUUUUUUCUACCUACGGUACACCUGGUCGUGAGUAUGGACUUGAGUGUGAUUUAAACGUGAGUGGGCAGCUUGCUCUGCACGACAUGGCGCCUUCAGCGAAUCUGCGAACUCUUGACAUAAAAACGUUUGAUGGUCGACUAAGCAUUUGAAUUACCCGCCUAAAGACUGACCCGCUUAUGCUGACCUGCUUAUUGUACAUGGAAGCUUCUCAUCAAGGCAGCCCAGAGCGCACGAUACAUCUUGGGGACAUAUGCAUCAACA